Vombatus ursinus (common wombat) is the source of this 454-nucleotide messenger RNA. It is a transcript of the gene PROK2, whose product is annotated as prokineticin 2. Bases 1 to 336 code for a protein of 111 amino acids. The record is from RefSeq and is a predicted model, not a curated record. The transcript has 3 exons. NCBI's taxonomy places the organism in Eukaryota, Metazoa, Chordata, Mammalia, Diprotodontia, Vombatidae.
AUGAGGACCCCGCGCCGCGCCCCGUGCUCUCCGCUGACGCUGCUCCUGGUGCUCGGACUCCUGUUGCUCCUGCCGCCCUCGGGCAACACCGCCGUCAUCACUGGGGCUUGUGACAAGGACCCCCAAUGUGGGGGUGGCAUGUGCUGUGCUGUUAGUAUUUGGAUCAGAAGCCUCCGAAUGUGUACCCCAAUGGGCAACGUGGGAGAUAGCUGCCAUCCUUUGACUCGGAAAGUUCCAUUUUUUGGGAAGAGAAUGCAUCACACCUGCCCUUGCCUGUCUGGGUUGGCCUGUGUACGGACUACAUUUAACCGAUUUAGAUGUUUACCCAGGAAAUAAUGAUCACUUUUGAAAUGGAAUCAGUUAAAUGUGGACAGCAACUUAAUGUAUUUAAAGUUUUUCUUGUGAUUGUAAUGACCAAGUUAUAUGCUAGGAAAAAAAAUCCUAUUACUUUCUC